AAAAUAUAAUAUCGUAUCAUCCCUGUUAUCACAUUACGUGAUAAGAUUAUCGUACAUUAUUAACUAAGGCGCGUUUAGUCUCAGUUUUAAUGGUUAAAAGAUUUGAAUGAAAAACUUUAAUCUUAAUUUAGGUAAACAAACGUACGCUGGUUAUUCUUAGAAACUUAAAUGCAUGUGAUUUCCACUAGUUAAUUUUCAAUUUACAUUCUUAAAAUGAACUGGCUGUCUGUGUUAUUUGCUUUGGAUAUGCUAAAUUUAGCAAUAUUCCUACCAGUAUUUAGUCCAUUUAUCAGGUCUAUAGGAGCAACCCCAUUCACAUUAGGAUUAAUAAAUUCCGCGAGUGCUCUAGUCAGCUUGCUUUGGAACCCAAUAGUGGGGAGUUUAAGUGAUCAAAUUGGAAGAAAACGAUUGCUAAUAACAUGCCUUAUAGCAAGUGCAACAGGAAGCAUUAUUAUGGCUUCUUCGACUUCACUUUUGGUAGUUGCUGUUGGAAAGCUCUUUGGAGCAAUGGGAACUCCAGUGGGAAUUCUUCUAAGGUCAACUGUAGCUGAUGUUUACGAGUCUCCUGAAGCGAAAAUAUUAUUUUUUAGCAGAAGCGCGUCAAUAAUGCAAGUGGCAUUUUUAGUAGGAUCUUUAUCAAGUGGAUUUUUAAGUGAAACAAAGCACGGAUUUACACUUGCGUUUUUAUUUAUGGCAUGUAUUAUGGGAGUUGCUGCAAUUAUUGCAAAUAAAACUGUCAAUGAAGAUAACAAGCUCCAAUCGGCCAAAAAAGAUAUUUCAUUUACCUCAACUGCUAUCGCCAAUAUGAAGUCAGCAAUUAUAAACAUAAAAACAAUUAACUGGCCAAAAUACAAAUAUCUUUUCUACGUAAAAGGAUGCUAUGAUUUUAGUAUUGCCACCAUAAUCACCAAUGUGGGCUUCUUGCUGCUUAACGAAUAUAAUGUAAAAGGAAGAACAAUCGGCUACGUUUUUGUGAUGAUUAGUAUUUGCCGUAUUGUUUCGAGCCGCCUAAAACUAAAACUGAAAAAUGUUCUUUUGAACAUUUCUGAUACAAAUAAAAUAGUUGCAGCGUCUUUACUUCUGCUCAUAUCAUACACAAUAUUGAGUAUUUCAAAUUCUUUGGGGCUCUUUCUUGUGGUUUUAGCACUUAUGAGCAUAGCAAGAGCCUUUAUGGAUACUACUUUGACUGAAAUAAUUACAACGAGAACAACUCAGGAUGAUAGAGGUAAAGUUAUAGGAGCUUUCGAGAAUUUGUACUCGUUUGCAAUGUUCGUUGCACCGGUUUUAAGCGGAGUUGUAGCAGAACUAUUUGGACAGAGACUUUUAAUCGGAUCAGCCACGGUGCCUAUUAGUAUAGCUCUCUACGCUGCCCUUAAGGAAAAUCAAAAGACUGAAUAAUUGCACGUCUCACCAAAAAGUGUGAAAAAUUAAACUGUACUUAAUAUUCUAAGAAGUUAUUAUUAUAAAUAAAUUAAUAUUUUUAACAAAUUUUAAAUGUUAACAAAAAACUAAAAUUAUAUGGAAAUUUAUGCAUA
Messenger RNA from Anthonomus grandis grandis, 1535 nucleotides. RefSeq names its product major facilitator superfamily domain-containing protein 9-like. Gene Ontology annotation, biological process: transmembrane transport. The transcript is spliced from 5 exons. Gene Ontology annotation, molecular function: transmembrane transporter activity. The record is from RefSeq and is a predicted model, not a curated record. Bases 214 to 1398 code for a protein of 394 amino acids. Lineage: Eukaryota; Metazoa; Arthropoda; Insecta; Coleoptera; Curculionidae.